CGGGAGUCGCGCAACAGGUUUCCUUCCCCAUCGCGGCGCCCACGGGGGACGCGCGCCCUGCGCGGAGAGAGGCUUCUCAGUUCGCGCUCUCUUUCCGGGUCCAGGCAAAAUGAAAGACCGGCUAGCAGAACUUCUGGACUUGUCCAAGCAAUAUGACCAGCAGUUCCCAGACGGGGACGAUGAAUUUGACUCGCCCCACGAGGACAUCGUGUUCGAGACGGACCACAUCCUGGAGUCCCUGUACCGAGACAUCCAGGACAUCCAGGAUGAAAACCAGUUGCUGGUGGCCGACGUGAAGCGCCUGGGAAAGCAGAACGCCCGCUUCCUCACGUCCAUGCGGCGCCUCAGCAGCAUCAAGCGCGACACCAACUCCAUCGCCAAGGCCAUCAAGGCCCGGGGCGAGGUCAUCCACUGCAAGCUACGCGCCAUGAAGGAGCUGAGCGAGGUCGCCGAGGCCCAGCACGGCCCGCACUCAGCGGUGGCGCGCAUCUCGCGGGCGCAGUACAACGCGCUCACCCUCACCUUCCAGCGCGCCAUGCACGACUACAACCAGGCCGAGAUGAAGCAGCGCGACAACUGCAAGAUCCGCAUCCAGCGCCAGCUGGAGAUCAUGGGGAAGGACGUCUCGGGCGACCAGAUCGAGGACAUGUUCGAGCAGGGCAAGUGGGAUAUGUUCUCCGAGAACCUGCUGGCCGAUGUAAAAGGCGCGCGGGCCGCCCUUAACGAGAUCGAGAGCCGCCACCGCGAGCUGCUGCGCCUGGAGAGCCGCAUCCGCGACGUGCACGAGCUCUUCUUGCAGAUGGCAGUGCUGGUGGAGAAGCAGGCCGACACCCUGAACGUCAUCGAGCUCAACGUACAAAAGACGGUCGACUACACCGGCCAGGCCAAGGCGCAGGUGCGGAAGGCCGUGCAGUACAAGAAAAAGAACCCCUGCCGGACCCUCUGCUGCUUCUGCUGUCCCUGCCUCAAGUAGCAGGCCGGCCAGGGCCGCCACCGCCCAUCCCAGACCAUGGAGCACGCUGGGAAGGACGCACCAUCUCUGCCCUGCAGGGAGUUGCCCCAACUCUUUCCGGAAUUCAGUCUUUAGAGAAGAAACGUGAGGUUCAAGAAUUGCAAACAAGCCCGUGCUUGGAAAGAUGGUUAGUUGAUGCCGUCCGAUGGUUCUUCAGUAAAGAUAGAUUCCUACAAAGUUGUGCAAUGUCAUUAUAUGUCACCUUGCACUCUUAGCCUCUAGACAGAAGCCAAGUAAGGAACUGACGCUGUAUCUAACUGUAGGGUGAAUGUCUGAGGCCUGCCUCCUAAUAAAGAUUCAAGGAAGGAGUCAGUUGUUCAUCUGCUAAUAGAAUGAACUCAUGAUGGAAACUUCAGUUCAUUUGCUUUGUCCUGAAAAUUCCCUGGUUCUGUUCCAUUCUGAGCGAAAUUGGCCUUGGGAAAAACCACGUUCUUCCUUUCCGAUUCUUCAUCCGGUCUGUGCUAUGCGAUUCCUCCCCAAAUAUGGAUCUUAUUUCUGCUCAUUUCCCCUACUUAUUAAAAUCACACCAAACACUUACUAUUUUCUUAUCUCUUUCACUUUUUAAAUAUCUUUCACCAGGUUAUAUUUUGGGAUUAUUUUUCCAAAUAUUUUUAAGCCCUGAAUCGAACAAGCACUCAAAUUGAAGUAUUAGUCAUGUUUUAUGUAUUUUUCACUGAUAAAAAUUAUUUAACAUUUUUCUUUUUACUUGAUUACAUAUGCACAUGUAUUUGUAAAUGUAAAAUACUAAUAUUCACUAAUGUAUGUACAUAAUGAUCAAUUGGUUUAACUUCUUUUAUGUAAGUAUGGUAUAUAAAUUUCAAGAAGAACACUUUUUUGGCUGUUGGUGUUGGUUUGCUUGUUUUGAGUUUGUUUCACUCCAGUUUGCCCCUUCAUAGUCCAGUUUGGGUCAAAACUUCAUGUUAAACAACUCUGCAUUGGUUAUGGCGGUAGACAUAUGACGGUAGAAAAUGUAUACAGAGCUAGAGACAACUAACAUUCUUGGAAAUACUGCUUUUGUUUUACUGUGGACCAUUCCUUUCAUGCAUUGAAAUGGAGAAAUUUAAAGUAAAAGAAUUCUGUUUUUCAAGCAAGCUUAAUAAACAUUACAUUAUACAUAUAUUUUUAUACAUCUGUCUUGAUCAUUUAGUUUACUUUCUCAAUUAUUGUCAAAAUUUUUCUUUUUCCUUUUUUUUUUCUUUUUUGAGAUGGAGUCUCACUCUGUUGCCUCUGGAGUGCAGUGGCGGGACCUCGGCUCACUGCAACCUCUGCCUCCCAGGUUCAAGCAAUUCUCCUGACUCAGCCUCCGGAGUAGCUGGGACUACGGGCGCAUGCCACCAUGCCUGACUAAUUUUUUCUGUUUUUAGUAGAGACAGUGUUUCACCAUGUUAGCCAGGAUGGUUUUGAUCUCCUGACCUCGUGAUCCGCCCGCAUCAGCCUCUCAAAGUGCUGGGAUUACAGGCGUGAGCCACAGUUCCUGACCUUUUUUUUUUUUCGCUUUUGAGACAGGGUCUCCCUUUGUCACCCAGGCUGAAGUGCAGUGGCAUAAUCAUGGCUUACUGCAUUCUUAACCUCCCAGGCUCAAGUGAUACUCGCACCUCAGCCUGCAAAUAGCUGAGACUACAGGUAUGUGCCACCAUGCCUGGCUAAUUUUUGUAUUUUCUGUAGACACAGGGUUUGCCAUGUUGUCCAGGCUGGCCUCAAACUUGCGAGCUUGAGCAACCCGCCCACGUUGGCCUCCCAAAGUGCUGAGACUACAGGCCUGAGCCACUGCUUCUGGCCAAAUUUUUUUCUUCUAGCUACUUGAGGCUGCCACAUCUGGAUGGAACUGAGUGGAGGGGGAAAGAAUGAAAAACUCAAAAGAGUUCCCAUGAGGGUGUCUUGCUUUCUCUCCUGAGUUACAAUACUUCAGCAAAAUCAUCAAGCUUUAGAGAUAUGGUGUAGUCUGCUAACUUUUUAAUGCCCUUACCCACAUUUACCAUGUUUCCUGGCCUUCCUCUGUGUCAACUCUUAGCUCUUCCUAAUCAUUAUUUAAUACACGAGUGAGUUUAGUAGUGAUCAUAUUUCUCAGGUCCUUCAGAAGGUGGAAUUUUAAAAUAAGUAGAAGGAAGAGUAUAUGAAUUCUUUGGCGCUCACUCCCUGACUUGCUUAUGGCCAGGACAAUCUAUCCCCUGUAUCUAAUUUUAAUUUCAUGGUUAAAUUUGAGAAUUGUGGAAACCAAGUUCCACAAUGCUAUUCUCAGAUUUCUUCCCAUUUCUUUUUCAGCUAACUCCAGGGAUAUGUAUCACCUUUGACUUAAUUCCCUUUCUCUAAGGGAAAGGGGAAAAAGUGUUCACAUAGUUCCAUUGCAAUGUUUUUUUUAUUGGGGGGGGGUUUUUUUAAUUGGGGCUUGCCGGCCGUUUUCCCCAAAAAAAAAAUUGAGUUCAUAAAUUUGACUUGUUUGAACCCAUAAAGCAUUUUCUUUGCUUAGAACCACUAUAAAAGUGAGUGAGUUUUCAGGCUCUGUAUACGUUUUAAUUCCCCACGUUUUAUAUUGGAGAGUUCAGUACAGACUGUACAUCACUGCACCAAAAGAAUGAGUGAACUGUUGCCUAUGGAGAAGGAACACUUCUUCUUCCUGCUGUCUGGGAACCAUCUCAGUGUGGCAUAAUGGUUAAGAGUACAGAUUCCAGACCCUGUUUCUUAGGUUUAAAUCUUGACUCUGCCACAUACUAGCUGUCUGACUUAACCUUAGUUUCUCCGUGCUUCAGUUUCUUCAUCUGUAAAAUGGAGAUAAUAGUACUUACCUCAUAGAGCUGUUGUGAAAAGUAAUGACUGAAUAUGUAAAAGCACUUAGAACAGUGCCUGGCACAUGCUAAGUGCUUUGUUCAUUAUUGUUGUUCUUAUGUAAUUUUCUCUUAGACUGAGAGCACUGUUAGUGACUCAAGUAAAUUUAUAGUUUUUAAGUUCAGAGGAAAAAAAGCCUUAUUUUUUGUUAACAGUCUUAACAAAUAAUAACAUGGAAUAAAGAAACCAA
This is a messenger RNA of Mandrillus leucophaeus (drill), 4025 nucleotides long. RefSeq names its product syntaxin 11 (gene STX11). The coding region runs from base 110 to 973 and encodes 287 amino acids. The transcript has 2 exons. NCBI's taxonomy places the organism in Eukaryota, Metazoa, Chordata, Mammalia, Primates, Cercopithecidae. Gene Ontology annotation, molecular function: SNAP receptor activity; SNARE binding. Gene Ontology annotation, cellular component: endomembrane system; plasma membrane; SNARE complex. Gene Ontology annotation, biological process: exocytosis; intracellular protein transport; synaptic vesicle fusion to presynaptic active zone membrane. The record is from RefSeq and is a predicted model, not a curated record.